Paraglomus brasilianum is the source of this 165-nucleotide messenger RNA. The record is from the annotation of a GenBank genome assembly. Lineage: Eukaryota; Fungi; Glomeromycota; Glomeromycetes; Paraglomerales; Paraglomeraceae.
AUGUCACUUACCCCACAACUCUCAAAAGAAAAAUCUAUAAUAUCUCGGCACGAAGUAGCAAUCGCACAAACCCCCACAUCGGAAAUACCUCCACAAGACAUCAGUCUCAAAUGUUGGAGUCCAGGACAGGAAUACGCUACUGUUUUUAAUGUCUCAUCUACUUAG